AUGUCAGAAGUAUUAAAUGUGGGAAUAGUGGGAACUGGUAUUUUUGCGAAGGAAAGACACUUACCUUCUUACCAAGAACUUUCAGAAAAAUUCAAAGUCGUUGCAGCUUUCAAUAGAACGAAAAGCAAAGCUGAGGAGUUCGCGAAGUUAGCAGGCAUCGCAAAUGAUAAAGUGUACGAUAAUUUGGACGAAAUACUGAAUGAUGAGUCGGUUUCUUAUAUAGAUGCGUUGCUUCCAGUGCAGUUCAAUGCAGAUAUUGUUCAAAAAUGCAUUGCAGCGGGAAAGCCUAUUAUUAUGGAAAAGCCUAUUGCAGCUACUAUGGAACAAGCCCGGCAAAUUGUUAAGCUCUCCGACUCUACAGAAUUGCCGGUAGGAGUUGCUGAAAACUGGUUAUAUUUGUCUUGUACUGAUGUCGUUAAAAGCCAUCUUACUGAAAUCGGUCCCAUUGAAGCCUUCACGUACAACUCAACUGGCCCUUUCGUGUUGCACAACAAAUAUCUAUCUACUACGUGGAGACAACAUCCUGAACACAUCGGAGGUUUUCUUUCUGAUGGUGGUGUUCAUCAGCUUGCUUUACUUACGGAUAUCCUGGGUGAAAUCGAGUCUGUUUCAGCAUUGACAAAACAAGUUCGCAAACAAUCAGGCACUGAUGACAUUGUUUUUUCGACUUUAAAGCUACGCGAUUCGAGCGUUAUUGGGACAUUUACAUAUGGAUCGGCUUUUGGUUCAUGUGAGAAGUCCGUGUUUUUGAAGAUCUACGGUUUGAACGGCUCAAUUUUGCUAAAUGUGUCCAAUAAGAAAAAUCCCUAUGUCGAAGUAAUAGUAGGUGGUUCAGCCGAGGCGGACGCUAAAACUAGUCGUUUUGAGAUUAGUCAAGAAGACUCUUUUGGAGUUAACAGCGAAUUUCUGAACUUUCGUGAAGCCGUUUUGAAUAAAGAAAAGCAUUUGCUGAAAAGUACUCCAAGAAAAGCUUUUCAUCAUUUAGCAUGUGUAGCCGCUUUUCUGAAGUCCUCUUCAGAAAAUGGCAAUAAUGUCCCGGUAGAGCAACCUUGA
Molecule: messenger RNA, 1053 nt
Organism: Lachancea fermentati
Lineage: Eukaryota; Fungi; Ascomycota; Saccharomycetes; Saccharomycetales; Saccharomycetaceae
Source: the annotation of a GenBank genome assembly